Molecule: messenger RNA, 309 nt
Organism: Entrophospora sp. SA101
Lineage: Eukaryota; Fungi; Glomeromycota; Glomeromycetes; Entrophosporales; Entrophosporaceae
Source: the annotation of a GenBank genome assembly
AUGCCAAAGUCAAAGUUAACUGGUCCUUGCUUUAUUCAUAAUUGUUAUAAAAAUUCUAACAAUUUUAGAUGUUUAUCUGAUAGAGCUAUAGAAAAAGCAACUUAUAAAGGAAAUCUUCAAAGAUAUCCUUAUUUACAACAAGGUCAACAAAUUUGUUUUCCCCAUUACAUGGCUAUUGUUAAAAAUCCUCCAUCUGUUAAAGAAAGAGAAGAAAGAGAAAAAGAAAUUAUUCAAUAUAUCAACCUAAUUGAAACAAAUAUCAUACCAGCAUUUUCAACAUCCUUUGACAUAAAUUUAUCAUUUGCGUGA